AGCAUUUAAAUCUCUAAUCUCACAUUCUCAUCUUUCUCACUAGAAAGAAAGAAGACGAAACAGUUCUCUCAACUCUCUCUCUCUCUCUCUCUCUAGCCUCUAGACUGUGUAUAGGUGUCUAAGCAUUUUGGAUCAGAUCGGAGAUGUCGAAUGUUUCCGGCGACGGAGAUGUAUCGGCGAAUGCAACUGAACCAACGACGGCGUCGUAUCCGUCACUGACUGUGUCGGCGUCGUACAAGGAGAGCGGGGGAGGGAAAAGCUCGGCGAAGAGAAGGCCAAUUAGGCCGAGCUUCGACGCAGCGGCCGACAAUGAGUUCAUAACUCAGCUUCAUGGCUCGGAUCCAGUGAAAGUGGAGCUUAAUCGACUUGAGAACGAAGUUAGAGAUAAAGAUCGAGAGUUAGGGGAAGCUCACGCUGAGAUCAAAGCGCUUAGGUUGUCUGAGAGACAGAGAGAGAAAGCUGUUGAAGAGCUUACUGAGGAGCUUGCCAAGCUGGAUGAUAAGCUCAAGUUGACCGAAUCCAUCCUCCAAACCAAAAAUCUAGAAAUCAAGAAAAUCAAUGAGGAGAAGAAAGCAUCAAUGGCUGCUCAGUUUGCUGCUGAAGCCACCUUAAGAAGGGUCCACGCUGCACAAAAAGAUGAUGACAUGCCUCCAAUUGAAGCCAUCCUUGCUCCACUAGAAGCUGAGCUUAAGCUUGCACGCUCAGAGAUUGGGAAGCUUCAAGAAGACAACAGGGCUUUGGACCGUCUGACGAAAUCAAAGGAAGCUGCUUUGCUUGAUGCUGAGAGGACCAUUGAAGGUGCCCUGGCAAAAGCAGCCAUGGUUGAUGAUCUUCAAAAUAAGAAUCAGGAGUUGAUGAAACAAAUAGAGAUCUGUCAGGAAGAAAACAAGAUUCUAGACAAGAUGCACAGACAGAAAGUUGCUGAAGUUGAGAAGCUCACUCAGACAGUACGAGAGCUGGAAGAGGCUGUUCUUGCUGGUGGUGCUGCUGCAAAUGCCGUCAGGGAUUACCAGCGAAAAUUCCAAGAGAUGAAUGAAGAGAGGAAAACUCUAGACCGAGAGCUUGCACGUGCAAAGGUUACAGCAAACAGAGUUGCCACGGUGGUAGCAAACGAAUGGAAAGAUGGUAAUGAUAAGGUGAUGCCUGUUAAGCAAUGGCUUGAAGAAAGAAGGUUCCUACAGGGAGAAAUGCAGCAGCUUCGAGAUAAGCUUGCCAUAACAGACCGAGCUGCUAAAUCCGAAGCUCAGUUAAAAGAAAAGUUUCAACUCCGGCUUAAAGUGCUUGAGGAGACACUUAGAGGAACAUCAAGCAGCAGGAACACACCAGAGGCAAGAAGCAUGAGUAACGGACCCACCUCUCGCAGGCAGUCUCUUGGUGGAUCUGACAACUUACAAAAGUUUCCAUCAAACGGUGCUUUUUCAAAGAAAGCUCCAGUUUCUCAGAUGAGACAUUCCUUGUCUAUAAACUCAACUUCUGUGCUGAAGAAUGCUAAAGGAACAUCCAAGUCAUUUGAUGGAGGAACAAGAUCUUUGGACAGGGGCAAGGCACUCUUAAACGGACCUGGGAAUUAUUCUUUCAACAAGCCUGCUUCUGAUGAUGCCACUAAGGAGCCAGAGUUAGCAGCUAACGGGUGGAAAGAAACUUCGGAGGAGAAGCCACAAAGUGAAAACCCUGCAGCGACUGAGGAUAGUGUCCCAGGUGUUCUGUAUGAUUUGCUGCAGAAAGAAGUAGCGUCUUUGAGGAAAGCAUCUCAUGAAAAAGACCAAAGCCUCAAAGACAAGGAUGAUGCCAUCGAGAUGCUGGCGAAGAAGGUGGAAACAUUAACAAAGGCAAUGGAGGUUGAAGCGAAGAAGAUGAGAAGAGAAGUAUCUGCAAUGGAGAAAGAAGUUGCUGCUAUGCGUGUGGAGAAAGAUCAAGACAACAGAGCUAAAAGGUUUUCAAAUAGCAAGAGCUCAUCCAACACUGCCCAGAUCCUUGCGGCAAGAGCUGCUGGACGAAGCGGAUUAACCAAGAGUAGCCAGUGAGAUAGCAAGUAAAAGAAUCUUUAUAGGGCUCUUGUUAUUUAACUUGUAUUGCCAUAUAACUUAGCAUGCUUAUGAUCCUGAGGGAGGAGCGGAAUGUUGACAUUUUGGAUAACAUAUUCAGUCUCCUUUUCGGAAAGUUGUAGUUUGUGUUUGGGUGUGUAUAGGUUUAGAGAGCCUUUGUAUUGGCUUGAGUUUGUGCAACUCUGAUUCCUUAUUUGUUUGUACUCUACUUUCAGUCUUGGUGUGAUUAUUCGUUUGUAUGUUUGGGUUUGCUGAUAUAUAUGGUUUUAUAUAA
Brassica oleracea var. oleracea is the source of this 2319-nucleotide messenger RNA. RefSeq names its product microtubule-associated protein 70-2. The record is from RefSeq and is a predicted model, not a curated record. Gene Ontology annotation, biological process: cytoskeleton organization. NCBI's taxonomy places the organism in Eukaryota, Viridiplantae, Streptophyta, Magnoliopsida, Brassicales, Brassicaceae. Gene Ontology annotation, molecular function: microtubule binding. Bases 144 to 2024 code for a protein of 626 amino acids. The transcript is spliced from 12 exons.